UCCUUUUUCUAUCUAAGGAAAGCUAAAAACUUGGCCUUAACGGAAUACUGCGUCGGUUUACUUUUGAAGUUGAGCCCAUCAUCAAUUGGAUUGAACUCCGUUCAAACGCAAACCCUGAACCGAAGCUGCUUGUUCCUUGAGCCGCCGCCCCAUUGUGGUUGUUGUCCAGUCUACUUCUUCUCUUCGUACUUUCAUUGAAUCCAAUCAGCUUUUCUUUCUUUCCUUGCCUUCGCUUCAAUCAUAACUCACCAAUCUCUAUUCUCUCUUCGGCUGAAGUCCUUCUCACAGAUACGUGAUUUCUGAUUUAUUACUUUGGUGCACUAGUUGACUGUCAAUGGCUACUAGUUCUGGCAUUGAAUCCAAUGAUGGCUUUUCAAGCUCAAAAGAAGCUGAGCCUGAGACGCCUCAGAUUCCACCUUUUAGAAUGCCUACUAUGGAAGAGAUCGGUGCCCAAGAAGUCUGGAACAAUUGUGCUAUUCGCAGUGUUGCAAGUGGAGUGAUGGGAGGUGGGCUUGGGUUGUUCAUGGGUCUGUUUCUAGGUGCGUUGGAUAAUCCAUUAAUGCAAGAAGAGAUGACUGCAAGGGAGCAGUUCAUUUAUACUGCAAAGCAAAUGGGGCGUAGAAGUUGGAGUUCUUGUAAGGCAUUUGCUGUUAUGGGGUUGAUUUUCUCAGCUGCCGAGUGUAUUGUUGAAAAGGCACGGGCAAAACAUGAUGCUACAAAUACAGUUGUUGCGGGGUGUGUAACUGGUGGUUCAAUGUCUGCAAGAGGGGGUCCGAAAGCAGCAUGUGUUGGUUGUGCUGGGUUUGCUGCAUUCUCAGUUUUGAUAGAGAAGUUCCUAGAAAGACAUACUUGACAAGUAUCCUGCAGUCCCGCUCCAGUUUUGCAGAUGCUAGUAUAUUCAAGUUUUCGUAAGACAAGUAGCUUGCCUGUGGAAUUUACAUUUUUUGCCCGAUGCUGUCAUUUUUCACCCAAAUGAAAUUUGUCUUCAGUUAUUAAUGGGGGAUCUCAUUGAAAUACAAGUCACAUAAAACCAUUAGAUUUGCAAUACUUUCAUUAGCAAUGGUCAUCAUAUUGAGGAUAUCAGCUGUGGAUAUCCUUCCUGACACAUAAUUUUUAUUUGAAAAGGUGACAUUAAGUAUGCCUUUGUCUCUGAUUUUAUGUCCUUGUUGAAAGAUUGUUCAGGAUCUUGUAUUUGGCAGAUGUAAUGCAAGUGUAAAGUCUAAACUAUUGCACAGGUGAUGAAUAACCGAGCUAGUGUCAUUCUACUAUCUUCACAAAUUUAUAAAAUCAGAUAUCAGAUAUGCUA
Molecule: messenger RNA, 1306 nt
Organism: Hevea brasiliensis (rubber tree)
Lineage: Eukaryota; Viridiplantae; Streptophyta; Magnoliopsida; Malpighiales; Euphorbiaceae
Product: mitochondrial import inner membrane translocase subunit TIM22-4
Exons: 5
Coding region: 335-853 (172 amino acids)
Biological process (GO): protein insertion into mitochondrial inner membrane
Cellular component (GO): TIM22 mitochondrial import inner membrane insertion complex
Molecular function (GO): transmembrane protein transporter activity
Source: RefSeq, a predicted model, not a curated record